AUGGGCCGACAGGCUGAGCAGCUGGACUUUGACUCCCCUGCUGAGGCCUUUUCUGUUUCCAUGGUGGAGGUCCCUCCCCCUGUUUGUGAACCUCGUGAUUCUGUCAUCUGCCUGCCCCUCACCCAGCCUAACCCCUCUGAACCGGGAGCCCGAGCUGCACUGACUGCUCCCCGCUGCCCCUGGAUGGCCUGGACCAAGCAGCAGCUCCCAGAAGAGGCAGGCGUUCCUCAGAGUCACAGGGAAUGGCGGUGCCUGGACUGGGACUCAGCCCAGCUGCUUGGCUUGACCCUCUCAGAGCAUAGCUUCCCGGCACCUGAAGCUGCCCAGUGCCCCUGGCGUCUCCAUGGCCUGCCUGAGCCCUCACAGCUCCAGAAGUUCCAACAGGAUGGAUUCCUGGUGCUGGAAGGAUUCUUGUCUGCAGAAGAGUGUGUGGCCAUGCAACAGAGGAUUGGCGAGAUAGUGGCUGAAAUGGAUGUUCCUCUCCACUGCCGCACAGAAUUCUCCACCCAGGAAGAGGAGCAGCUUCGAGCCCAGGGCAGCACAGACUAUUUCUUGAGCAGUGGUGACAAGAUUCGAUUCUUCUUUGAGAAAGGCGUUUUUGACAAGAAAGGAAAUUUCCUGGUCCCUCCGGAGAAAUCCGUCAACAAAAUUGGCCACGCUCUGCACGCCCACGACCCUGUCUUCAAGAGCAUCACGCACUCCCCCAAGGUGCAGACCUUGGCCAGAAGUCUGGGCCUCCAGAUGCCCGUGGUGGUGCAGAGCAUGUACAUCUUUAAGCAACCUCACUUUGGCGGUGAAGUCUCCCCUCAUCAGGACGCCUCCUUCCUGUACACGGAGCCCCUGGGCCGGGUGCUGGGCGUAUGGAUCGCAGUGGAGGACGCCACGCUGGAGAACGGCUGUCUCUGGUUCAUCCCUGGCUCCCACACCAGUGGCGUGUCAAGAAGGAUGGUCCGGGCCCCUGUUGGCUCAGUGCCUGGCACCAGCUUCCUCGGGUCAGAGCCAGCCCGGGAUAACAGCCUCUUUGUGCCCACCCCAGUGCAGAGAGGGGCCCUGGUCCUCAUCCAUGGAGAAGUGGUGCACAAGAGCAAGCUGAACCUCUCUGACCACUCGCGCCAGGCCUACACUUUCCACCUCAUGGAGGCCUCUGGUACCACCUGGAGCCCAGAGAACUGGCUCCAGCCAACAGCUGAACUGCCCUUUCCCCCACUGUACACCUAAAGGCUUUCACAGGGCAGGAGCCUGGGCCCCUCCCGGGUGAAGCUGUGGGCUGCAAACACCAGCGUCUUGCUCAGCCUCUUGGUUGCAACAGGGAGGUCUUGUCUCCCCUCCUGGGCUUUCCUCCUGCCCUGUGGGCAGCCGCCUGGGCUGGGUCAGGAGCUUCCCUAAGAUCUUCAUCUGUCUGCCUCCCUACUGCCCCAACAUAGCCUCGAGGAGGCUUCUCAGCCAUCAAAGGGUUCUGGCCCCUUCUCACUUUCCUCUCCUCUCAGAUGGAACUCUGCUUAUUAUGGUGUUAGUUAUUGAAUAAAAAUGACUUCAGAAUGCA
Messenger RNA from Cercocebus atys (sooty mangabey), 1543 nucleotides. It is a transcript of the gene PHYHD1, whose product is annotated as phytanoyl-CoA dioxygenase domain containing 1. Bases 1 to 1218 code for a protein of 405 amino acids. The transcript is spliced from 14 exons. NCBI's taxonomy places the organism in Eukaryota, Metazoa, Chordata, Mammalia, Primates, Cercopithecidae. The record is from RefSeq and is a predicted model, not a curated record.